UGUUGCAUCGCGCGAGCCCGUGGCCAACGGACGGAAUGUCAAAAAUUUGAAAAUGGAAUAGUUUGGAAGUGGUGCAGCGCGGCACGGAACCGGCGGCUCGCUUCGAUGUUUUCGCGAUUAUCAACUUUAAAGACUAAUUUAGUGUUGUGUGUUUAGGUUAAGCUGCGAGUGUUUGAAGUUAGAUAAUAAUUAAUAGUUGAAGGAUAAUUUUGUAGUAUUUAUAUUAGAUGAUACGUGUUUGGUAGGCUGUAUUGGUAGCUGUCUUGGCACACGUUUGAUUGCAGUGUCCGCCGCGGUCUUAUUGAAGUGCCAGUAGGUAUAACCUUGACACGUUUUCCCGCGCUAGCGCCCCAACCUUGUUUUCAGUUGCACUCUCUCUUGACAUUUACCGCAAAAAGCGAGUACUCUUUUACUAAUUAGAGACGUCUAAGUUUAGUGAAAUAUUCUAGUAGACAUUUUCAUUUACUUGCGUAAAAUAAUAUAGAAGUUGUCAGGAAGUUUAUGAAUGAACCAUGAUGUGUGUUCGCGGAAGUUGUAAAGUCGUAAAGUUUCAAUUCAUACUAAACUGAAAAUUAAAUUUCACGUAACAUUAAUGAAGUUUGUAAACAUGGAGCCCUUGUGACCACUUCAGUGACGAGUUACGUGGCGCUAUCAAAAUGAAAAUUUUAAAAGGGUCGGACAACAUCGCUAAAGCAAUUGGUAUUCUCAUUUGCCUUCACCUAACAGAGUGUGAUGUAGUCACAGAAAAGCCGAGAAAGGAUGCGAAAAUAUAUAUGAGAGACAGUCCCCUGUCGAAUGAAAUACCGGAGCCCGAACUCCUGCCGGUGUUGCACGGAAACGACACCAGAUGUCGCAUAUCGGAGUAUAUGUGUGUGAAUAAAAAAUGUAUACCGAUAAACAGAUUCUGUGAUGGAACCAACGACUGUGGAGACGCGUCCGACGAGCCGAGGCAUUGCACGCGUUGCAACAAAACUUACUACGGUGAUAUUGGGCGAACUUAUGAGUUGGAGUUGCACAGACCUCGUGAGGACCUGGUACCUUACGUUUGUCUCCUGACGAUAGCUGCUGCGGGCGGCAUCCACGGUGACUUAGUGCAGGUAUUAUUCGACAGUUUUACCCUCGGUCGCUUCACAUCUUUCACUGAAGAUGGAUGUCCAGAUGGCUACAUGCAGAUACAAGAAGCAAGUCGGCCGCAAGUCGGUGGUUCCUGGUGCGGCACCUCUUGGGGACCGUCCAUAUACUACAGCGAAACCAAAUCUAUCACCCUCAUCAUAAGACUUCUUCAUCUCUCCAAGGAACAGAACAAUUAUAAUUUUGAUUUUCGCAUGGCAUACAAAGUCUUGAGGAAAGAGCACGCCACCGUACGUUAUGGUGGUACACCACCUUCAGAACGACCCUUUUUCAAACUCAGACCAAUACCGCUCCCUGUAAACAUAUCACGCGGCGAAGAUACGAACAUCGGAAGGACGACAAAAAGUCCCGAGUAUUACCUUGGGGAUUUGAUCUCCGGGACUUAUUGCUCCCGGAUAUUCAGCGACUGCGAUCGUAAAAACUGUAGGUUACAGUCGCCGAAUUUCCCCGGCGUUUAUCCGAGGAAUCUGACCUGUUAUUAUGCGGUGCGACAACACGAGGUGCCGCAAGGCAAGCACGCCCUGAUCGUAGUCAAGCAGCCGAACGGUCAACUAGUUUCGAUCAGGAGCCAAAAGGCAUUAUACGCCGCGCAACAAGAGCAUGGAAACAAUGGCAGGGAAUUGAAAUUUUGGCAGCAGUGCGACGAAGUUCAAGACUAUGUAACAGUUUACGACGGUUACACGACUAGAGACCCGGUUAUUUUGAGGUUUUGCGGUGGAGGCGUGGCCGUGCCCGAAGCUGUUUCGAGUGGUCCCGAAUUGCUGGUCGAGUUUACCACAUCACCAUUUGGUACUUUUUUACAACCAGCAACAUCGCAAUCGUUACACGGGUUCCAACUUGAGGUCGAGGUCAGAUUCGUCGAUCAGCAAUCACCGACAUACGCAAAGAACAAAAGGGCCUGCGAGUUCUGGAUUAGAGGGACCGGCAGGGGAGUCCUAGAGCAUCCUCAGCAUUCCUUACCUCCAAAUACCACGUGCCUUUAUCAUAUGCAAGGAAUUGAUACUUCUGGACCUUCGGGAAGGAAUAUAAUUUACAGAAGACCUUCGUUUUCUGCCCCGAGGUUCAGAGUCUGGUUUUCUGUAUUGAAGUUUUAUGUGACUAAUGCUUUGAAUCCCAACUUACCCGAGGAUGAGUACUGUGGCAGCCAUUUGAAUAUUUGGGACGGUCCGAUGAGGAUAUCGCCUGGAUGCAGUGAUAUCUUUUGUGAUAAAGAACGUUCAGUGCAAAUGUCGAGAGCAACGUCUCCGCAAUCUGUGAUAGUCGGUCGUCCGCCAACAAACGCCACGCUCAUAGCAAGGUUUUGUCGCGAGAGAGCACCGCGUACGUGUGAACAUGCCUUAUUGAAAAAAUCGAGAGCGUGUGCGAAAACUGAAAGUUUUCUGUCCAAGGGAGAUUCGUUGACUUUGGAGUUAAAGUUGACUCAAGGAACUGCUCUAAAGCCAGUAUUCUUCAAAGCCCUAUACGAAUUUGUGGACCUUCAUCAAGACGGCGAGCCUUGGGGUCGAGGCUCGUGUUCUAGAAGAUUCCAGUCGCGUUCCUUUCCAGAAGCUCCGCCAGAUCCACCUAUCAAUUUCUCUUCUCCGCGAGAUGUAUUUUUGUAUGGUAGAGGAGGUACAAGGAAUAUAAGCUGCACAUAUCGUUUUGAAGCUAAUAAGGGUGAAGUGGUCCGACUAAGGGUGUGGGGCGUUCGCAGCGGGGGCAGGCUGUGUCGUUCGGUCCACUCUGCUCACUCUCCUUGGUACCGCUGUGCUGGCGACCCUACUGCUGCUGUCAGGAUCUUUGAUAGACCCUGGAACAAUCUGGGAUCUGGUGUGCCGAGAGAUUGUUUAUGCAGUGAUGUAGGCGACUACGAAUUCAUCUCAGUAUCAACGGUAGCUGAAUUGAAAUUCGAUGUGGUCAACAUGUCUGCGUCAGACGACUUUCGUUCUUUCGGCUUCGAAGCUUCAGUAGAGUUCAUCAGAUUCGAAGUACCAUGCGAGAGUUCACACAGAGUAUUCGGACCCAGUGGAGAUUUGAAAUUAGUGUCAUCGCCAAAGUCUGAUUCAGACCGUUGUGAACGUCGACCAUGGUUAAUAGAUCCCUCUCCGGGAAGGUAUCUGUACCUUCAAAUCCGGGGCAGCAUCAUCAAAGAACCAGUGUUGGACAACUUCACAUUACUCAAUAAUAUUACAGUAGCGCCUGAUCUAAGGCAUUUGUGUAAAACAACUAAUCGAAUAGCAGUCUACGCUGGGGGAUUGGAACCGAUUUUUAUAUGUCCAGACCCUCCAGAACAGGUUGACGAAGAUAUGGUAGAAGUGUUUUCUGAAGGUUGGACGAAGGACGUGGAUCUUUUGGCUCGCCACGUGUUGUCGCCUGCGCCGGCGGCGGAUCGCUUCGAUCUGGAUCGGCCUCGGUCUUUAUCCGUAGAGCUCAUCGCUGCUGAGAGAGGCUCCUAUUAUGUCUCUUGGCUGGAACUUUCUAGAAGUUCGCCGAGCGUGCGCGGCGGCGUGUUCGCGCUGUCGGGCGCGUGCGCGCACCGCUGCGCGUCGCUGGACGCGUGCAUCGCGGAGGCGCUGUGGUGCGACGGCGUGGCGCACUGCCCGCUGGCGGACGACGAGCGCCUGGCGCAGUGCUCGCCGCUGCUGCGCGUGCCGCCGCACUACGCCGCCGCGCUCAUCGCCAUCGCCGCGCUCGCUGCGCUUGCGCUGAUAGCAGCAGCGCGGUCGUGCCGACGACGUCGCUCAGCUCUGCAGCAGCGGCUGAAAAGCCUCUCCUCGGACACGGCCAUAUUCGACGAGAAAGAAGUGAUUUGCUGACCAAGCGAGGACUCUGUGCGGUACGUGGAGAUAGACCGCGUCACCACCGUGUGACGGGCUUCGCACAGAGUCCUUGUUCUAACCAAACGGAUAUAUCCGACAAACAUUAGCGAAGUUCGACCAAACGUUGGUCGACUGUUGGCUCAGGGUCGACUCGACCGGGGAGAUACGUUGAAAGCGAAAUAGAUUGAUAGAUAAUUCCAAUGUCGAUGUAAAUAAUUGUACGAAUUAGGUGAUUUAGAUCGGUGUGUGUUUUGGACCAAGUGCAGUCGAUCGGUGGCCGAAUGGUCAGCGCGAUCCUAGCUUCAUGUUUGAUCAAACAGGUGCUGUUUUUCUGCAUUUUCUGAAAUUAUUCUUUAAUGAUUUAAGUAUUUAUUUGUUUUAAGUUGUCCAGUAUUAUUUUUAAAUUAACCGAGUAUGUAUGUAAAUAUAAUGAAGACGAAAUGAAAUAAAUAGCGCACAAUUAGUAUGUCUGUUGCGCCGCGCCGGUCGACUGAAGGCACAUUUCAGUCGACUUCGACUUGAAGUAUGUUGUAAAUAAAAUUUGGUAGUUUCUAUUAAUUAAAAAUAAUAAGCAUUAGUCGAUAUUCGCGGCAAUAAUUUUCCUUUUUAAAUUCGUAUAAAGAAAUGUUGAAUCUGUGUUCUAAUUGUUAAUAUUAGAUUCGUAUACGUGAUAUGGAUACUGCCAUUUUUGUAAGGAUGUUCACGAAAAAUUAAAAUUAUAUGAAAUAAAAUAUUCUACUUCUUGUGCUUUAAUGGGAUGGGCAAGAUUAUACUAAUAUUUAUAAGAUAAAAAAAAUUAUAACAACAGCUAUCGAUUUAUGAAGAUCGAUUAAAAAUAUAUCUCAUAUUGCCCGUUAAACAUU
Molecule: messenger RNA, 4792 nt
Organism: Manduca sexta (tobacco hornworm)
Lineage: Eukaryota; Metazoa; Arthropoda; Insecta; Lepidoptera; Sphingidae
Gene: Lrpl
Exons: 14
Coding region: 657-3926 (1089 amino acids)
Cellular component (GO): plasma membrane
Molecular function (GO): protein binding
Source: RefSeq, a predicted model, not a curated record